UCACUAAUACAACGCAACCAACCAUUAACAUUUAAAUAUACUGAGGAGUCUUUGGUGAAAUGAAAUCCCCUGUGUCUGUAUGUUAUUAUGUACAUGGGUCAGUGGCAGCAUGCUAGGAAUGACUGUCCAGGUUCAGUGAGUACCCAGGUUUUCUGAAUACAAGAAAUGAGGAGAGAUGAUAACACACAGGUUGGCUAGAUGAGGAUCCUAAAACAUAGCCCAUGAUAAACGGACAGAAUUAGGGACUUUAUCCGUGACAAGGUCAGGCCAAAGCCAGCUGCCGAGACACAGGGUAGAGGAAAGCUGGCUAACAAAUAAACGCACCUAUGAAAAACAGUUGGGGUAGUUUUUACCAUAAUGAAAUAAAAGCCCAGACCGUGAUGUUGUCACAAGUUACCACAAAUGUCGUGGCUUCGAACAACACACACAUAUCAUCGCACUGUUUCCAUGCCUGUGUUCCUGGGGACUCCCAAGGCUGUGAUCGGGCCGGGUUCUCAUCUGGAGCUCACUGUUCUCCAGGCUCAUCCGGGUUGUUGGCAGAAUCCAGCUCCUGGAGGCGGCAGGACUGAGGCCCGUGCUCCUAGAGGCUGCCCCUUUCUGGGGCCUGUUCACGGAAGAACUGUUUGCUUCGAGUAUCUCCUGCCAGGAAGGGCGCAGACAUUUAUUAAAAGCUUUCACCUGAUUGAGUCAGGCCCACCCAGGCUAGCUCCACUUCGCUUUGGGACUUUAAUGACUUCUGCAAAGUGCCUUCCCUGCUGCCAUUUGCCUGAUUGCCAGAGUAUUAUCCAUCUCUCAUUUGGGUUGAAUUGCAGUAAGGGAUAAGAAGGAAAUGGGAAGCUGGACAAGCUUCUGUCGGUUAGAAGUGCUCAGUUCCAGAGCUGCACGGGGGAGGGGUGUUUGCAAACCGGAUCAGGCCCAGAGGUGGGGAAGGCACUGGGAAAAAGUCACAGCAACAGAUAGAGGUGGAGCGGGAUGUUUUUCUGAGGGAAAACAAAGGGAGGAUAUAAUGUCUUCAGGUUGCUGGAGGGCAGUUAUGGGGAGGAGGAAUUUGGCAUGCUGGUGUUCUGGCCUCCGAUGGGAGUGAGGAGGUGUCCUGGGGCACUCAUUCCAGCCCGGUGCUCGCCUGCAUUCCUUCGUGGCCCCCUCAGUUCAGUGACUUGUCUGAAUUCCAGAGGAGUACGGCGGGUCCAUAAUCUUUAGCAAACAGAAAAACAGCAGAAACGUGGCAGUGGCACGUUUUCAUUGGAAUGAAGGGCAUGCUCAGAUCCAAGGAAGGUACUUCCUUGCCUUCUCUGGGUCUCUAGAACCUGAGAUGAUCCUUGUAGCAACAGAAAAUCAGGACACCAGCAGCCUUCGAAAGUGGACAGCAGUCAGCCUGCCUUGAAUAAAAACAUUCGCACAGGUAGUUCGUAUUUAAUCAUGUAAGGGACUCAUACCAGGUUGAAAAAAAAAAAUACUAACAGCCACAUUAUGAGUUGGAUCUUGCCGGAGGCAUGGGAGUUGACACGUAGUCACCCUCUUUGCACUGCAUUCCUACAAAUCCUCUCAAUAUUACAAAAACCCAAGUCAUUCCUGUAUUCUUGAGGUCUCCAGCGUGCAUUUGUUUUUCCACGGGUUUCUGUUUGGUGGCAUGGAAAAUGCAUGGGCUCCGGGGUCAGGUAGGCUCUGUGCUCUUUGAACCCCAGACAUGGCUGCAUCUUACUGGGCCCAUUUGAUUCUCUAUAAAAUGAGGAUGAUUCUCUUCUCCAACGGAACAAAAGAGUCAGUACUUGGUUGGUGCUUCAAAACUAAUAUUUCUCCUACUUUCUGAAAAUACAUCUGACGUAACUGGACAAGAAUCCCUGAACAUUUAGAAAUUUAGUUUUAGCCAUACCAUAAAGUGAGUGGUGUGAAAGUCUGCUAAAUAAGAUUUGCUAAGUAUCAGGACAGAGGAGAGAAUUGGCAUUUGAGGUUUCUGUCUCCUGGCAACACUAGGUUCUUUAUACAUCAUACCUCUUUUUCUUUUAAUUUUUUAAAAUUUUCUUUAUUUUGAGAGAGAGCACAAGUGGGGGAGGGGCAGAGAGAGAGAGAGGAGAGAGAGAGAAUCCCAAGUAGGCUGUCAGCACAGAGCCCUGUGUGCGGCUUAAACUCAUCACCGACUGAACGCCUACAUUGUAUCUCCUAAUUUUCACAAACUCACUUUUUACUGUGAAGAUAAGGAAAUGGGGGUUCAUCCCGGCCCCACGAGACACAGCGGGGAUGCAGAAUUCAAGCUCAUGUGUAUUUAGCCCCAUGUUUCAUGGGACCCUGAGUUGGACAAUACUCAUGAUUUGAACAUCACUCUGCCCCAGGAACACAUGACCUUCUUCCACUAACGACUUCCUUUAUGCCUUGGACCUCGUUUAAAACCAUUAUUAAUAGUAUUUUAAAAGCUGCUGUUGGGGUGCCUGUGUGGCUCAGUUAAGCAUCCAACUUCGGCUCAGGUCAUGAUCUCACGGUCUGUGAGUUCAAGCCCCGUGUCAGGCUGUGUGCUGACUGCUCAGAGCCUGGAGCCUGCUUUGGAUUCUGUGUCCUUCUCUCUCUGCCCGUCCCCACUUGUGCGCUCACUGUCUCUCAAAAAUAAAUAAAUGUAAGAAAAAGAAAAAAAAAAAAAGCUGCUGUUUGUCAAACACUUACAUAUACCAGGCCCUGUGCUAAGUAAUUUUCAUGAAUUGUGUAAUUUCUAUAUUGGUUCACAAUUUCCCUGCUUAAUAUCUCCAGUGUCCAGUGGAGGAAAGUGAAUCUCAGAGGGUGAUUUGCUCAGGUUCACGCAGCUGGUCAGUACAGAAUCAGGGGCUUCUGAGCCGGGGACACUCUUAAUGCCUUAAAACCAUAAUGACAGCUUGUAAGAUUUAUAAAAAAAAAAGAAAGAAAAAAAAAAAAGCCUGUGGUAAUCCAAAAAAGUGAGAUGAUUUUGCUCCCUUGGAGGAAAAGAGAGCAUGAAAAGACAUAUCACUAGAGUCUGGGAAAAAAUGAAGCUGUGGCUUUUCUGUCGGCCACGUCUUUUCUUUCCUGGCAGUCUCUUGGAAUGAAACCAUCUAUUCCAGAGUUUUCUGCUUUAAUAGGAGCUGCAGGGUGACUCUUUUCUGUCCUGCUUUUAUCGCUCUCCCCUUCCUUUUGUCUGCCCGCCCUGCUGCUCAGGGUACCGGGGUGAGACCCCCAGCCUGGGCAACCUUGACUCCCCUGCCCAGGCGGGGGGGGUGGGGGGGGGCAAGGAUGGAGGGUGGCCACCCAGCUGUGGACAAACAGCAGCUGGCAGGCCGAGCCAGAGGGACGUGUGAGAUGUGGGGCUUUGACGGCCCAUGAGAGAACAGCAUUUUUAUUUUCCCUUUGUGUUUUCCCUUCUAAGCCAUGAAUCGGUCUCUCCCUCUCCCUCUCUCCCCCACCCCGUGCCCCUCUCCCGUGCUCUGUCCACCUCCUGUUGCAGGCUUGCACGCUUGCAUUUUUUUGGUACACAAUCCUAUCCUAAUAUUUCUCUUUCCUGCAGGCAGGAAAUGAGAAACCCAUUUUUUUAGAGCCAUUCAGGAAGUCGUCCAGAGUUAUAAUGGCCCAUUAUCUAAUGGUCAGAGUUUACUUAGGCUUUCACUGCUCCCACUGCCCACUUGAAACAAGGGAAAAUAUUUCCCCCACCGCCACGAGGGUGCUAUUCACAUCUGACCACAAAUGCUCAGAGGCUGCGCGUUUUCCAUCGAGAACUCGAAGUCGGCAAAACCGUGUCGUGGUGCCCAGCACAGCAGUUCACUUUGCCAAGGCACAAGUAACCGGCUCACCCAGUUGGGCACUUUUGAGGACCACUUUCUCAGCCUGCAGAGGAUGUUUAAUAACUGUGAGGUGGUCCUUGGGAAUUUGGAAAUCACCUACAUGCAAAGGAAUUAUGACCUUUCCUUCUUAAAAACCAUCCAAGAGGUUGCCGGCUAUGUACUCAUUGCCCUCAACACAGUGGAGAAGAUUCCUUUGGAAAACCUGCAGAUCAUCCGAGGAAAUGUGCUCUAUGAAAACACCCAUGCCUUAUCCGUCUUAUCCAACUAUGGCACAAAUAAAACCGGACUGCGGGAGCUGCCCAUGAGAAACUUACAUGAAAUCCUGCAAGGCGCUGUGCGGUUCAGCAACAACCCUGUCCUCUGCAACGUGGAAACCAUCCAGUGGCGGGAUAUCGUUGACAACGAUUUCAUAAGCAACAUGUCGAUGGACUUCCAGAACCACAUGGGCAACUGCCAAAAGUGUGAUCCAGGAUGUCCCAAUGGAAGCUGCUGGGGUCUGGGAAAGGAGAAUUGCCAGAAAUUGACCAAAAUCAUCUGCGCCCAGCAGUGUUCCGGGCGCUGCCGCGGCAGGUCCCCCAGCGACUGCUGCCAUAACCAGUGUGCUGCCGGCUGCACGGGGCCCCGAGAGAGCGACUGCCUGGUCUGCCGCAAGUUCCGGGAUGAAGCCACGUGCAAGGACACCUGCCCGCCACUCAUGCUCUACAACCCCACCACCUACCAGAUGGACGUCAACCCAGAGGGAAAAUACAGCUUUGGUGCCACCUGUGUGAAGAAAUGCCCCCGUAACUAUGUGGUGACAGACCACGGUUCGUGUGUCCGUGCCUGCAGUUCUGACAGCUACGAAGUGGAGGAAGAUGGCGUCCGCAAGUGUAAAAAGUGUGAGGGGCCUUGCCGUAAAGUUUGUAAUGGAAUAGGAAUUGGUGAAUUUAAAGACACACUUUCCAUCAAUGCUACAAAUAUAAAACACUUCAAAAAUUGCACCUCGAUCAGUGGAGAUCUUCAUAUCCUGCCAGUAGCAUUUAGAGGUGACUCCUUCACGCAUACUCCACCUCUAGAUCCAAAGGAACUGGAUAUUCUAAAAACUGUAAAGGAAAUUACAGGGUUUUUGCUGAUUCAGGCCUGGCCUGAAAACAGGACGGACCUCCAUGCUUUCGAGAACCUAGAAAUCAUACGUGGAAGAACAAAGCAACAUGGUCAGUUUUCUCUUGCGGUUGUCGGCCUGGACAUAACGUCCUUGGGAUUACGCUCCCUCAAGGAGAUAAGUGAUGGAGAUGUGAUCGUUUCAGGAAACCAAAAAUUGUGCUAUGCAAAUACAAUAAACUGGAAAAAACUGUUUGGGACUUCAAGUCAGAAAACCAAAAUUAUAAACAACAAAGAUGAAAAAGGCUGCAAGGCCGUAGGCCAUGUCUGUCAUCCGUUAUGCUCAUCAGAGGGAUGCUGGGGCCCGGAGCCGAAAGACUGCGUGUCCUGCCAAAACGUCACCCGUGGCAAGGAAUGUGUGGAGAAGUGCAAUGUUCUGGAAGGGGAGCCAAGGGAGUUUGUGGAGAAUUCCGAGUGCAUACAGUGCCAUCCAGAAUGCCUGCCCCAGGCCAUGAAUAUCACCUGCACAGGACGAGGACCGGACAGCUGCGUGCAGUGUGCACACUACAUUGACGGCCCUCACUGCGUCAAGACCUGCCCGGCUGGCAUCAUGGGAGAAAACAACACCCUGGUCUGGAAGUUUGCAGACGCCAAUCGCAUGUGUCACCUGUGCCAUUCAAACUGUACCUACGGCUGUUCUGGGCCAGGUCUUGAAGGCUGUGCAACAGAUGGGCCCAAGAUCCCAUCCAUCGCCACUGGGAUUGUUGGGGGCCUCCUCUUGGUGGUGGUGGUGGCCCUUGGGGUGGGCCUCUUUCUGCGCCGACGCCACAUCGUCCGCAAGCGCACACUUCGCAGACUGCUGCAGGAAAGAGAGCUUGUUGAGCCUCUUACGCCCAGCGGAGAAGCUCCCAACCAAGCUCUCUUGAGGAUCUUAAAGGAAACAGAAUUCAAAAAGAUCAAGGUGCUGGGCUCUGGAGCAUUUGGCACAGUGUACAAGGGACUCUGGAUCCCAGAAGGUGAGAAGGUUAAAAUUCCCGUGGCCAUCAAGGAGUUACGAGAAGCCACAUCUCCAAAAGCCAACAAGGAAAUCCUUGAUGAAGCUUACGUGAUGGCCAGUGUGGACAAUCCCCACGUGUGCCGCCUCCUGGGCAUCUGCCUGACGUCCACGGUCCAGCUCAUCACACAGCUCAUGCCCUUCGGCUGCCUCCUGGACUAUGUCCGAGAGCACAAGGACAACAUUGGCUCCCAGUACCUGCUCAACUGGUGUGUGCAGAUUGCGAAGGGCAUGAACUACCUGGAAGACCGGCGCUUGGUGCACCGUGACCUGGCAGCCAGGAAUGUCCUGGUGAAGACGCCACAGCAUGUCAAGAUCACAGAUUUUGGGCUGGCCAAACUGCUUGGCGCCGAGGAGAAAGAAUACCAUGCGGAAGGAGGCAAAGUGCCUAUCAAGUGGAUGGCUUUGGAAUCAAUUUUACACCGAAUUUACACCCACCAAAGUGACGUCUGGAGCUAUGGAGUCACCGUUUGGGAGUUGAUGACCUUUGGGUCUAAACCUUACGACGGAAUCCCCGCAAGUGAGAUCUCGACCAUCCUGGAGAAAGGAGAGCGCCUCCCGCAGCCACCCAUAUGCACCAUCGAUGUCUACAUGAUCAUGGUCAAGUGCUGGAUGAUAGAUGCAGACAGUCGCCCGAAAUUCCGUGAGUUGAUCAUUGAAUUCUCCAAAAUGGCCCGAGACCCCCAGCGCUACCUUGUCAUCCAGGGAGAUGAGAGAAUGCAUCUGCCAAGCCCUACAGACUCCAAUUUUUACCGCGCCCUGAUGGACGAAGAAGACAUGGAAGACGUCGUAGAUGCCGAUGAGUACCUCAUCCCCCAGCAAGGCUUCUUCCACAGCCCCUCCACAUCCCGGACCCCCCUCCUGAGUUCUCUGAGUGCCACCAGCAACAAUUCCACCAUGACUUGCAUCGAUAGAAAUGGGAGCUGCCCCCUCAAGGAAGACAGCUUCUUGCAGCGGUACAGCUCAGACCCCACUGGCACCUUGACUGAGGACAACAUGGAUGACACUUUCCUCCCGGCACCUGAAUACAUAAACCAGGCUGUUCCCAAAAGGCCUGCGGGUUCCGUCCAGAACCCCGUCUAUCACAAUCAGCCUCUAAAUCCAGCUCCUGGCAGAGACCCUCACUACCAAAAUCCCCACAGCAAUGCAGUGGACAACCCUGAGUAUCUCAACACCCACCCCACUUGCGUCAACAGUGUGCUCGAUGGCCCUACCCUCUGGGCCCAGAAAGGCAACCACCAGAUUAGCCUGGACAACCCUGACUACCAGCAGGACUUCUUUCCCAAGGAAGCCAAGUCAAAUGGCAUCUUUAAGGGUCCUGCAGCUGAAAAUGCAGACUACCUAAGGGUAGCACCACCCAGCAGUGAAUUUAUUGGAGCAUGACCACGGAGGAUAGUGUUGGCCGUCACAAUCUCCAAUGUUUCAGUCCCUGGGUCAAGCCACGGCAGCUACUCAGUGCUGAUAGUCAUGCCCACGUUAACUCUUGGACCCGUGGACUGGUUCAGCCAUAUUUGCUCCGAUGGGACCCAUCUUUCGUGCAGGAAGUUCCCCCUACUUGGAUGCACUUUGGGGAAGUUUCUGGGACAUUCCUUUAUCUUCGAACUGUGAGGCCUCCACAAAAAAGGCAUCCAGCAAGAAUAUUGUCUGUUUGGGCAGAAGUUCACCUUGCCAUGAGGUAUAUCUGAUGAAACAAACUGUGUAAGGAGUUUUAUUGCUUGGGGGCCCUUGGGGUUUUUAGUUGUCAUUGUUGAUUUUGUUUAUAAUGGGCUUUUCCAAUGAGGAAGAAGCUUGCUUGUAGCACUUGCUGCAGUGAGUUGAUCCAGGCCCAACUGUGACCAAGAAGCAAGGGUCAGCGUCUUCCAGCUAACAUUUGAUUCCACUGACUCUGCUUCAUGAUUCUUCCAUUGCAAGACAAAACUAGAAGUGCUCUAUGUCCUGAGCGGGACUUAUUGGUACUGUAUCAAGUCAUACCAGGUACGAGAGGAUAAAGCCACUUUGAACCCUUCCUGACUGAAGAAGAAACGGAGGGGGUGGGAAACUCUUCUUCAGACUUCUUUUUAUACAGGUUUCCUCAUGGUACUUACUCUCCAUUGGUUGUCCAGUGUUUUCUAGUUAUAAGUAUUAGACUUACUUGUUUAUUUUCCAUUCCAUUGAAACUCAGUAUGCUUUCCCUGUCAGUAGGAGGAGACGGUACAUCAAACCAUAACCAGCAUCGGCUCGUAUUUAGACCAAUAGCCUUUAAUCAAGAUGGAACAAUAAUGCAAAAGUUCACACAAGAACAUGGCUCUCAAAUUUGAGUCUCAAAGGAAAUACAUCAAGUCCCUUAGGGGUCAAGGAGUGGCCAUAUAUCGGGACACUGCUGAGGUACAGCCGCUCCUAAAACACUUUCAGCCUCCCACCACCAAAUUAGGCUACUUAUGGGAGAUAAUUUUCUUUUUAUGUCACUUUAGAAGAUUUUUACUCAAAGGGUACUUUUUUCCUUUCUGAUGAGCUGCCCCAAAGCGCCCGCCUCGCUCUUCGGGAAUGAAGGGAUCCAGGCUCUGAGGCCCCUGUGCGGGAACGCAUAGCCCUCGCCGCUGGGGGGCGCAUUUUACAGGUGGAAAUAAAGACAACAUUAUAUAUAGGGGAAGAAAGUGGUAAAUAUGAAAUCAGAGUUUGAAAUUGAUGACAAUGCCUUAACGACAUCUACGGGUAUUUUAGAAAAAAAAAAUUCCCUCUUAAAACAAUUUCCCAGUUAUUGGAAAAUCCAGAUAAUUUAGGACGUUAAGUGUUUUUCCAACCUGUGUUUCCCUGUAACCCGAUCGGUUCACGGCAGUGCUUUGUAUACAGUGUUUUAAACACUCUUAGUCAACAUCCAGCUUAUCAAGGGAAGAAUGUUGCAGACAGUAUCUCCAGCCUACGGAUGUGUUCAGCCACACACACACGCACACACACACAAUUGUCCUUUUGCUAUUAAAUUAUUGACUGUCAGGUCAGGGCCGCACAGCUUUGUCCCAAUGGUAUUCAAUACUCUUAAGCAACUAUUCCAGCCCAGCAUAAGCACUAACGAUAGAAAAAUAAAUAAAACAUAAUCCCGAUUCCAAGAAAUUCACAAUUUGGCCGAGGGAAUUGACUCAUAAAGGCCAACCUUAAAGCAACAUGAUGGGAUGGUAGGCAAGACAGGUCUGCCGAGCACGGACAGCACAGAACAGGGAAUAGUGGAUGGGCCCUGCCUGGGGGGACCUGGAAGGCUCUUCCGGGAGGGAGUGGUGGAGUUGGGUCAAAACAGGACCAGGGUCUUAGCCACAAGGGAAAUGGGACGUGUGUUCCAAGCAGAGGAAAACUUGACCAAGAAAGCAUCUGCCAGAGGAACCACCAAUGAAAGUGGGAGAAAAGCCUGCCUUAGGUGGUCUUUACAAACUGUUCCUUUAAGCCUGGGAACUAGCCUGUAACAUUUCCCAAGUGCCCUACAUGUGGGUCCUUAUGGGGAUUUGAAAAUGAUGAGCAAAAAGAUUAAACAUCGUUCUAAGAAUCUAACACUUUAUGCCAUUGUCAGUAAAGCACUUCUGUUAUUUAUUCACCUCAGAACAUAAAUAUUUUGAUAAGUUUCUCCAGCCCCAGGAAACAGAAUGAUGCACAUUUUUGUCACCACUUAUUUUUCAAGAAGCAAGGGACUAGUGAGGGAGAGCAACUGAAUGUGAGUUCAACUGUAGCAGUUAAAUCCUAGUAUUUUUGUAAUUUGCAAUAUUUUACUAUAACAUAAUAAAACGGCAAAAACUAUUCAAGCUUUUUCUUUUUUGUAUUUCAGCUUUCCUGCAUAAAAUCUGGUUGCUAAAUUCUCUUAAUUGUAGGACUGUGUUUCCCAAAAUGUCCUCACAAUGGCUAUCCAGGGAGGUGCAGAGGGGGCUUGUAGAUGCUUCAGAACCUGAGAAUGCAGAGCCCGAGUCAAGAGCCCCAGCCGUCACUGUGGGCAGAUGAGGAGAGGGCUCCCCACAGCACCAGUAUUUCCAUUUCAUGGCCCUGAUUGGCCAGGGUUCAAAGCUUCUACUCUGUCUCUUCAGUUCCUCCUUGUUGACACUGGGUUCAAAGACCCUGGAAAGAGCCUGUUCCUUCUCAGUCAGUUCCUGGAAACGUUCUCCUUGACCCCACCUUAGAUUUGGUCUUUGGAAACAGUUCAGGGAAAAGUAGUUGUAAGUGAACGCUUACAAUGGGCCAGCGUCCUCACACGUCUCAUAUAAACUUUAAGGAGUCCCUGCCGUCAUACUCUAUGAAACACACUUUUGUCACCUCACAAAGUAAAAAAGAUGAAUCUUCCAAAUUCUAGAUUUGCUGAGUGCCAGUUGUCACUGGUUUUAUAACCAGGAGCAUUGUGGAGGCACCAUAUUGCGUUCCAGUUGAUAACAAGGCUUAGGUAUUUGUUGAAAGUGCUUAAUCUGAAGGAUUCUGACUUAGUUUGGCUCAGGUGCAGCCUGGGCCCAUGGGCUUUUCAGAGCUUCCCCAGCUUAUUCUGAUGAGCACCAAAGUUUGGGGAAACACUGGUAUAAAGGAAAGGCCUAUGGGGAGGCCCGUCCCUCAGCUGGAGGCAUCCCGCUGGCCUGUUGCACACUCUCCAGGCCUCAGGUUACACAAGCAGGGGUCAAGUUGCUGAGUUAUGGUGACCCACAGAUCUCACCCUUGCUGCCAAACAGAAUCACCUGGUGAGCUUAAAAAGCAGGGGCAGGGUCCCUGCAGACCAAUGAAGGGGACUCUCAGGGCUCCCCACGUGAUCCUAAUGGGCAGAGUUAAACCCUCACCUCUAAGGUGACCUGUAAGGUCGUCUAUACCAUGCCCCCAAGUCAGGGCCGAAUAGAAAAGCCUGAGUCAGGUAAAGGAAGGUGGUGGAGUCCUUAAUAUUCCUGAGACUUGCCCACUCGUGACCGUUCCAAAGCCUCUAAUUCUUCGUCACUGGCAGCUUACCCUGAAAGUGGCAAAUACCCAAACCUGAGCCUCCGGAAAGCCCCGGAACAGUUUGCAUUUUCUAAGAAGUUAGAAAAAUUGUCUCUCUCACAGUGAGGCGCUCACCGCGUGACAGCUGGUGGAAUUGCCCUCAACGUCUACUUUGCAUUUCUCUUUUGAUAAGUGAACGUUUUUAUUACAACGUAACAAUCUGUUUAUAUUUCCUUGCCCACGGGCUGUAAAACCUUACUGAAAAGAAAUCCCUGCCUCUAUUACCAGCCACACCUGCCAUCAGGGGCAUACAUUUUUGUACUAUGAAAGACACACUCACAUAGGGUUUGUAAAUGUUAAUCUAUUUUUGUAACUUUUUUUUGAGGAAUAGUAGCCUCUCUUGUAGCACUGAACUUUGUAAGGUAUGUUUUUAGAAAAACUCAUUUUUCUACUAAAAGUUAGACUGAAAUAGAAUCAAAAGUCGAAACUGAAAUCUUUGAAGGGAUUUAAAGCAAUGGAACGCUCCUCUUUCUCAUAAAAAGGCACAGCCUCGUCGCAGAGCUAAGCUAGGUCAUUGUCCUGAUAAAGAGGAAUCAUGCCUUUUAUAUUUAUAAAAUGAGAAAAGGUAAAAAGCACAUAUGGUUUAGUCUUCCACUAAAGCAGGCUCUCUCCAUGUUAGAGAAAAAGAAUGACUUUGUUAUUGCUAACACGGAUCCAACUGCAUGCUAUGCUGUACUCAACUGCCAGCAUGAUCCUGUCGAUGUAAAAAAAAAAAAGCAAUAAUAUAGCACUUUGUUGGUUUAUAUACACUAAUCUGACUUUGAUACAAAUUAUUUUUAUUUUUAUAUUUAUAGCUGAUAUGCAUUUACCAAUAGACUAAACAGAUCUGCAGAACCCUAAUAAUGUUCAGCAUGUUUUGGUUACUCAGUACACUGAUGAAGUCCAUGUUUCCCAAGCCGCCUCAUGACCUCACCUUCCCAUUCCCGAAAAAGUGUUCUCAGCCCCUGGCUGCACAGUGAAAUCCCUUGGGGAGCUUUUGAAACUAGUGAGGUCCAGCUGCACCCCAGACCAAUUCAAUACAAAUCUUUAUGGGUGAAAUCCAGGCAUCCGUGCCUUUGAAAGCUCCUAAUGGUCAUUCUGAUGGACAGCCAAGGUUGAGAACCACCAACCUAGGUGCCUGGACAACUUAACACUUCAAGGACCUCAGUGCCAGUUGCUUCGGGGGAGGACAGGUUCCAUGACAAGCUGCCCAAGCACUAGAAGGGAGAGGUUUAACCAGCUGAUUGAAAAGGGAAGGAAAUGUGGAACAGAUAGGUUUUUCCAUUCCCCCUAUUAAAGGUGGACUGGUGGUAUAAUAAAGGCAGAGAGCAUUCUCACUACUGGUCCAACCAACAUGGCACCCAUCAUAAGCAGGUAACUUUUGUUUGCCCGGCUAAAAUAAAACAUUGACAUAUAUGUUACAUUAUAAAGGGGAGACAUUAAGAAGAUUGUGUAAGUAGCUGGGUGGCUUUUACAAAACAAUAGUCCAAGAAAAGGAUUCUUGCUUUAAGAAACACUUUUAUAUAUUUUCCAUAAAUUGCAUCUGGGGAAAAAAAAACCUAAAGCAAUUAGGAUUUUCUCUUCCAUGGUUAAAACUUUACAGCCACGUUACGCCCUCCGAGGUCACAGGUCUGUCCUGUCUAAAUUGCCCACAAAAGUUCUUACUAUGCAUCCCCACCCUAUCACCUAGCAGACGAAACUUCAAGGAAAAGCAUACUUUUUUUUUCCUUAGGUGCAUUUGUUAUUUUUAAACCCUUUGACCUGAUUUGGUUACAAAACAAUCUUAUACUGUAACACCAUGUCUUAGAAAUGAAGAGAUCCUAUAGAUCUGAUGCCUGAUAAUCAGGGUGACCAUGUCCAGUUAACAACAGACAGCAAUACCUUCAUUUCUAAAACAAGCAAGCAAUAGCUUUAUAGCUUCUAUAUAUGGUACGUCUUAACAAUGUAAAAUUUUGCUGUGAUGAAAGCAAUAUGUGUACAAAUGAAAAGCAAGAUUCUCUUUUAUAUGGUUUACACUGUUGAUCAGAACAUGUUGAUUGUAUAUUGCGUAUUAAAAAAUUAGAUGUAUAUUAUUCAUUGGUCUUUUCUUAUAAGUACCUUAUAAAUAAUAAUAUUGUAUCCUUUGUUAGUGAUGCAGUGUUGACAGUAGUUAUUAAUCACAUCUAACCUACUGUAGAUGUUCUUUCCCGAUAACUUUUUUAAAUUAAUAAACUUUAUUUUUAGAGCA
Messenger RNA from Acinonyx jubatus (cheetah), 13084 nucleotides. It is a transcript of the gene EGFR, whose product is annotated as epidermal growth factor receptor. Gene Ontology annotation, cellular component: signaling receptor complex; basal plasma membrane. Gene Ontology annotation, biological process: cell surface receptor protein tyrosine kinase signaling pathway; multicellular organism development; negative regulation of apoptotic process. Gene Ontology annotation, molecular function: epidermal growth factor receptor activity; ATP binding; epidermal growth factor binding. Lineage: Eukaryota; Metazoa; Chordata; Mammalia; Carnivora; Felidae. The record is from RefSeq and is a predicted model, not a curated record. Bases 3682 to 7296 code for a protein of 1204 amino acids. The transcript is spliced from 28 exons.